Lobosporangium transversale is the source of this 902-nucleotide messenger RNA. Its product is annotated as Snf7 family. NCBI's taxonomy places the organism in Eukaryota, Fungi, Mortierellomycota, Mortierellomycetes, Mortierellales, Mortierellaceae. Bases 61 to 714 code for a protein of 217 amino acids. The transcript is spliced from 5 exons. The record is from RefSeq and is a predicted model, not a curated record. Gene Ontology annotation, cellular component: multivesicular body. Gene Ontology annotation, biological process: late endosome to vacuole transport via multivesicular body sorting pathway; vesicle budding from membrane.
CUCUUUUUAAAACAUUUCAUUACACUUCACUCCAUUGCUGCCCGGUACUUUGAUAACACCAUGCAUCGCCUUUUCGGUACAGGGAAGAGGACACCAAAGCCCACUCUCACAGACGCUAUUACAGCUACAGACCUCCGAGUAGAUGCAGUUGAGGUUAAGAUUCGAAAGCUGGAUGCAGAACUUAUCAAGUAUAAAGAUCAAAUGAAGAAGAUGCGUGAUGGUCCUGCCAAGAAUUCUGUAAAGGCCAAGGCAAUGCGCAUUCUUAAGGAGAGAAAAUUAUAUGAAAGUCAGCGGGAACAACUUCAACAGCAGUCCUUCAACAUGGAGCAGGCAGCGUUCACAACAGAAAACCUGAGGAAUGUCAUGACGACUGUAGAUGCCAUGAGAACAGCUAACCAAACAAUGAGGCAGCAAUACAAGAAGGUCAACAUUGACCAGAUUGAGAAGAUGCAAGAUGAAAUGGAAGAUAUCAUGGACCAAGCAAAUGAAAUUCAGGAGACAUUAGGUCGUUCAUAUGGUGUACCGGAUGAUAUUGACGAGCAAGACCUAGAAGCUGAAUUGGACGCUCUAGGAGACGAGCUAUAUGAAGAGGCAGAACCCUCUUAUCUUGAAGAUGAAGUGCCAGAACUACCUACAACAGAAACCACAACCACGGAGCCACAGCGGGAGCGCCUGGAUGAGUUUGGAUUACCAGAAGGGCCACUCAAGGCUUAAUAGACAUAUUUUUUGCUCUUGUACUUUUUUUCUAUCCUUAUGCUCAAAAACUCGGGACACCCAUAUUGAAGAGCAGGGUAGAAGAGGUUGGGUAACAUAUUUGAUAGGCACUGAUCAAGAGUCUCAGGAGAGAUUCAAGUAUCAUAGCCAUAGUAUAAACUUCAAUAAACAAGCUUUCAUCUCCCAAU